Messenger RNA from Rhagoletis zephyria (snowberry fruit fly), 1597 nucleotides. RefSeq names its product Glutamate-cysteine ligase modifier subunit (gene Gclm). NCBI's taxonomy places the organism in Eukaryota, Metazoa, Arthropoda, Insecta, Diptera, Tephritidae. Gene Ontology annotation, biological process: glutathione biosynthetic process. Gene Ontology annotation, cellular component: glutamate-cysteine ligase complex. Gene Ontology annotation, molecular function: enzyme regulator activity; glutamate-cysteine ligase catalytic subunit binding. The record is from RefSeq and is a predicted model, not a curated record.
AAACUAUUGAAUUUUGUUGUUAUUCAUCUCGUUAUAUCAAAUUAACGAUUGUAUCCGCAUAUAAAAAGCAUAAACGUGUGUUUCAAAGUAUAGACGAUUCAGCGAGGCAUACCUUGGAACAACAAAGCAAGAGCAGAUAACAGAUUCAGUGGUCACAAUGAUUCCAGCGAUUACAUCAAAUGACAAAUUUCACAAUGUCAUUAUUAGUACUGGAAAUAUUCUUAACAUGAACAACCAAUUAGGUGGAAAGUCGACGGAGGAGGUCCUGCACGGCUUGCGUUUGACCUUACAAUGCCAAAAAGCGGCUGCAGAAGUUGAAUUAAUCGAAGCGGAUGGUCGUGUACUACGAGCGACAGAAGAAUUAAAGCAGAAGUUAACUGAAAACGACCGCUCAGAAAUUAGUAUUGGUGCGAAACUAUUUUUAAACAAAAAUUCCAGUGUGUAUAUUGAACAAGCGAUAAGCACACUGCUGCAGGUACUCAAGGUAGAGCACGUGGACAAUUUAGUGCUUGCAUAUCAUGCAAAAAAUGAGAGUGUACAAAAGAAUAGUAAUGAAAAAGUAUAUCAAUUAAGACAGCUUUGGGCAUCACUGGAAAAAUUUGCACAGCAAAAACAAAUAAUUCAAUUGGGUGUUGCCGAUUUGGACAUAGAAGAAUUGGGGCAAUUGAAUGCAUCUGCCAUUGUUCAUCCGACGAUAGCACAAAUAAAUUUAGAAUCCUGUUGUGUGGUACCACCGGCUUUGAAAGACUAUUGUACCAAGCAUGAUAUUCAGCUGCUGACACACAGCGAUCCAGAAGUGUUGUUGCCCGAUGACCAGUUUAUUGUUCCCGAUUACCAGGUAGAUUGGGCACUGCGCUAUCAAGUUCAUGUGCGUUGUCGUGGUGUUAUUACCGCAAAGGGCUAUAUUCUCGGCGCUAGCAAACAUGAUCAAACGAAUAAAAGUGCAGUCGUCUGAAAUCUGUAACUUAUUGCAAAAGCAACCGAAGCGGGUGGAAUGCAAUAGUAGGAGUUAAAUGUGUGUGUGUGUUGCUGGCAAGAAGGAAGUGUAAUUCCGUCAAAGUGGCUGCGUUAGUGGUAUGGCUCCGCCGUUAAUAUCAUUAACAAAAAAUCAAAAAUGUAGUAAAGGGAAUAGAUGGCCUUAUAGGAUCAGCGCCCAAGCUUUAUCACUGCAAACUAUAAUACACAAUGCAUCAUAAAAAUUAAGAUAUACAUAAUAUGUAUACAUAUAUGAAAAUAUACGGAAGGAGUAGCUUGCGAAUCCCAACAUUGUACUUACAUAUUGUUAUACACGAUUGUCUAAUUUACAUUUAUAUAUAACCUUUUUUGUACUUUUAUUGCGGGUAUGCUAAAAAACAACCCAAAAGCAUAUAAAUUUAUAGGAAGUAAUUUAAUGUAACUAAAGCUAUAUUGGGGUGAUGUGAUCAUGUAAUGUGCGCUUACAGGCUAACGAACUAACUCAAAAGAUCAAAUGUCUUAAAAAGUGUACAUAAACAGAAACAAUUUUAUAAUAAAUAAAUUGUUAAAUUGUAUUAGUUUUCGAAUGGGUUUUAUGUUUGGAUUUUAACUAAAAUGAAACAAUAAAAAAUUUUUAAUUGGA